Molecule: messenger RNA, 2567 nt
Organism: Cladophialophora immunda
Lineage: Eukaryota; Fungi; Ascomycota; Eurotiomycetes; Chaetothyriales; Herpotrichiellaceae
Exons: 3
Coding region: 345-2099 (584 amino acids)
Molecular function (GO): NADH dehydrogenase activity
Source: RefSeq, a predicted model, not a curated record
GCCCAGGCCCACUCCAAACCACAAUCGCAGCCAUGGAGCUCCUUGUAAUACCCAUACUAGCCAAAAGUAUCUAGUAUGACCUGCAAGCUGCGAACCUGCGACCCGCGACCCCCAAUCAUCCCAGACCCUGACGUCCUCUGGGAUUUUUUUCUCCAAAAUAUUAAUCUCUGACCUCUCUAAUCUACUCCUCUACAACCUUCAUUCAACUUCAACCCUCAACGUGACUCAAAAAGCUUCCCUUGGUCCUUUCUUUCUCGUCUCUCCUUGUCGUCGUCUGAUCUCCUGAUGGGCUUCAUGAUCCUGCCAUAAACCCCCCUCCGCACGUCUCGACCACUGCGACCACCAUGGCGAGCAAACUUCCCCUGCGCAUGAUGCCCGGCUUUCCAAUGGCGUCACCCAGGCCUUGGUCCAUGCGAGCUUUCUCAACAUGUCGCCGCUCAACUCUCCCCCUUCCAAUUGCCUCCAGACCGUCCUCCUUGGUGUCCCGGCCACUUAUCCAGCGAUCCUUCCGUCGCAGCUACGCCGAUGCCCCCCAAGCUCAGCUUUCCCCAGAACCCAAACCGAAGAAGCGAUUCCGAUUCUUCCUCUGGACCUGGCGCUUGACCUAUCUCUCCGUCCUAGCAGGCCUGGGAUAUGUCACCUAUCAGAUCUAUGAAGGUCGCAACCCGAAAGAGCAACUUGAACCUGAUCCAAACAAGAAGACGCUCGUCAUUCUUGGUACCGGUUGGGGUUCCGUCUCCUUGCUCAAGAACUUGGACACCGAAAACUACAAUGUCGUUGUCGUCUCGCCUCGUAACUACUUCCUCUUCACCCCUCUGUUGCCCUCGUGUACUACUGGUACCAUCGAGCAUCGGUCCAUCAUGGAACCCAUCCGGAACAUUCUCCGACACAAGAAGGCAAAGGUCAAGUACUACGAAGCUGAAUGCACGAAGAUCGACUACCAAAAGAGGAUCGUCUAUGCUAAGGAUGACUCGGAAAUCAAGGGUGACACGAUGGAGACGGAGAUUCCCUUCGACCUGCUUGUCGUGGGCGUUGGAGCAGAAAAUGCCACAUUUGGAAUCCCCGGGGUUCGUGAGCACGCCUGUUUCCUCAAGGAAGUCGGUGACGCUCAAAAGAUCCGCAAACAAAUCAUGGACUGUGUCGAAACUGCAACUUUCAAGGAUCAGAGCCCCGAAGAAAUCAAGCGUCUUCUCCACAUGGUGGUUGUCGGUGGCGGUCCGACUGGUGUCGAAUUUGCCGGUGAACUGCAGGAUUUCUUCAUGGAAGACUUGCAGAAAUGGGUCCCUCAGAUCAAGGACGAUUUCCAUGUCACUUUGGUUGAGGCUUUGCCCAACGUGCUCCCUAUGUUCAGCAAGCAACUGAUUGAAUACACCGAGUCAUCCUUCAAGGAAGAGCAUAUCCAGAUCCGCACAAAGACCAUGGUCAAAAAUGUCACCGACAAGUACAUUGAAGCCCAGGUGCAGAACCCGGACGGUUCGAAAGUCUUGGAGAAGAUUCCCUACGGACUGCUUGUCUGGGCUACCGGUAACGCUCUUCGUCCCGUGGUCAAGGAUCUCAUGUCCCAAAUUCCUGCUCAAGCGAAAGCCCGUCGUGGUCUUGAAGUUAAUGAAUACCUUGUCGUUAAUGGCACCGAAAAUAUUUGGGCUGUUGGCGAUUGCGCCGUGGCGAACUACGCGCCCACCGCUCAAGUCGCUGCUCAGGAAGGAACUUUUCUUGCGCGUUUGUUCAACACCAUGGCCAAGACGGACGCCAUUGAGGCUGAACUGCGCGACUUGUCCGGCAAGCAGGCGACCGCAAACCCAGACCAACGCAAAGUCAUCUUGGAAGAGAUCAACGAGCGCCAGCGCCAGCUCCGUCGCAUCAAGCAGAUUGGCCCGUUCAGCUAUUCGCAUCAAGGAUCGCUUGCGUAUAUUGGUGCCGAAAAAGCUGUUGCCGACGUGUCUUGGUUCAGCGGAAAUAUUGCAAGCGGAGGUACCAUGACGUAUUUGUUCUGGAAGAGCGCCUAUUUGAGCAUGUGCUUUAGCACGCGCAACCGCAUCCUCGUCUUCUUUGACUGGGCCAAGGCCAAGUUCUUUGGCCGCGACGUGUCGCGAGAAUAAGCAAAUUGGGACAAAGGCCGGAAGCCUGAGAGUUAUAUGCGUUUCCGGGAAGUGACAAGGAAUUGUAUGCUCUUGCCGCAAGCUUCUUUGCUUCUGGACAAUGGGAUUCCUGGGCGGUAUUAAUGCUUCUCCGAAGGCUUUUCGGGCCCGGAUCGAGAAAACGACAACUGUUUGACUUAUAGACGGCCCCCUCUGGAGGGGCCGAGCACUGUAUGGUACCAUUAUUGUUUAUCCUUUAUGCUGAAAUACCUCAUUGUUGCACGCCUGUUGUCGGGCAUGGCCGGACCUUGAUCUGGGAUACCGGGCUCUCCUUGUGAGAUUUAUCGAGGUACGAAAACGCCCCGUGUCUGUCAAGAUCUAGCGGAAAUUCGCUUGCCUGCUUUCCCCUCGAAUUCUACAAGACGCGUAGAGUCACGGACUCUCCAUUUGGAGAUUCUGUGCUACCUUUAUACAAAAGUCCCAUCUUCA